AAGUUUUCAUGUACAUAUUUUUUUUCCUUUUUUUGCUUAAUGUACAAUGUUUGAUAUUACAUUGAACAUAUAUUUUUAUAUAAAUUUUCUUCCAUUUUCUUUUACUGCGUGAGUAUGAGGAAAAUAGUUUCCAGGCCCCACUACCCCCAGGCCCACAGAGCCCCAGCACGCCGGCCUGUGGUACACGGUGAUCACGCCACGACAAGGUGCAACAUAUGCUUAGGGUAAUGGGUUUUAGUGUCUUUGCUUAGAAACUAGGUGUUUUGAUUUAUUAUAAUCAAAUAUAACUAUAAACAUUUCUUGAAGAAUUAUACAUUAGCAGUAUCAUAUAAAUUAUUAAGAAUCUAGACUUUGUAUUUAUACAAACAACGUUAAGUCAACACAGUCUAAAUGUUUAUGUAUCGACAGUUAGUGUUGUAUUUGGUAUGGUACAGCUGGCUCCUCCUUCCUGUGGGCCUAGCCCCGUGGCGGGUGGCAGCAGCCAUGGAGAGCGGUGGGUGGCAGCGCUGUUGGGCCACCUGGAGCUGCAGGAACGAUGGCGGCCAGCAAGGCACACAUACAGGGCCUAGUGAUGCCCACAGCUGCUACCGCCAGUCUGCCAUCCCCAGUCUGUGUCCACAGUUACUAGAGGCUACAACUUCUUACACAGUAAGGUGAGGCACAAGGUACAAAGAAAGACCAUACGAGAGGUACAGAAGGCGGCCGCAUGGGCUGGCCUGGGAAGCAGCAGCGGCUGACUCUCCCUACCUCCAACGCGACCACACAACAGGUA
Messenger RNA from Penaeus monodon (black tiger shrimp), 772 nucleotides. RefSeq lists its product as uncharacterized. The record is from RefSeq and is a predicted model, not a curated record. Lineage: Eukaryota; Metazoa; Arthropoda; Malacostraca; Decapoda; Penaeidae.